CGCAUUUGGGGCUCCACCAUUCCGCCCCCAUCCCUGGUCUACACUAGUGCAGCAUCCUUCAACCGUAUAGAUAGCUUUUCUUUCUAGAGCCCCAGCUGGCGGGGCUGCUUGUUCUGAACUGUGCUGAUUGCCUUGUUUGCCCAGGCUAAGGCCUGAACCGCGGCCUUUGGGCCAGAACCACUCCUCGGAACGUGUAGAACCAGAGGGCAAAAAUGACGGAGGUCCUCAAGCGUGGCUUUCCGGGCAUGAAGAGUGUCAAAGACAUGCCCAUUGUUCAAGACGCUCCCCCACCGGGCGGGUUCCCGACUAUCCGCAUUGAGCGUCGCCUGCCGAGCACGGGGCCGACCGGCGUUGCUAUUUUCGCUGGCCUGGCUGCCAUCAUGGGCUACGGCUUCUAUAAGCUUCACGAGCAGCGCCAGGAGAAGAGGUUCGAAGCGGACGAAAUCCUUACCGUGCGCAAAAUCGUGCACCCCGUGCUGCAAGCGGAGUGGGACCUAAGGUACCUGGAGCACCUUAAGAGGGAGCGCGAGGAGGAGGCCAAGGUCAUGAAGAAUGUGCCCGGCUGGAAGGUUGGGGAGUCGACCACUCGCCACCGGUGGCUGGCGCCCCUGGAGUCGUGGGACAAGCGCCCGCUCGUCUAAAGCGAUGGCUGCAGAGAGGCAGCACAAGCACCACAACAGGGUUGGCAGGUGGUGCGAGAGGCAUGUGCUGUGUCUGCUUUGCCAGCUGCAGAGCGGCUUACACUUGGCUUAUAUUUAGCUUGAACCUGGUAGGGAGUCACUGUGUGAGGGGUUCAAUCGGUUGACGAUUCAACACCUGGCGUACUCGGGGGUUUUGUUUACUGCCGGUGGGCUCAUGGUGCCGGCGGUCGCGCGCCAGCAUCAGGGGCAAAUCGGCUGCAGGUGUUCAGAUGCUGGUUGCCCUCUGGUGUGUAUGAUUCAGGCCGAAGGCGAGUAAGAUGCAUUUUGUAUAGGUUAUAGGUGCAGGCAAAGAAGGCGACAAAUGGUGCGACUAGUGCUUGUGUAUACCCGGUACAGGGAGGUGUGCACUGCGACGUACCUAGGGUGUCGAUGCUGAUCAAACCAAGCAGGUAGGAUGGACAAACAGCGCUGCUGCAAGGUGCACGCAGCCACAUAGCGAGCUUACGGCUGUAACGUGUUCUGUAC
Molecule: messenger RNA, 1166 nt
Organism: Chlamydomonas reinhardtii
Lineage: Eukaryota; Viridiplantae; Chlorophyta; Chlorophyceae; Chlamydomonadales; Chlamydomonadaceae
Exons: 6
Coding region: 213-641 (142 amino acids)
Source: RefSeq, a predicted model, not a curated record